This is a messenger RNA of Rotaria sordida, 1176 nucleotides long. The record is from the annotation of a GenBank genome assembly. NCBI's taxonomy places the organism in Eukaryota, Metazoa, Rotifera, Eurotatoria, Philodinida, Philodinidae.
AUGCCUCGUAGUAUCGUCGCAAGUCCUUGGCAAAUCAACGACUCAGAUAGUGAAGACGAGAUUUGUAAUCAAUAUGAUCUAAAUAUGUCAAUGCUAUCAAAACCAUCAACACCGAUAGCUUUAACACGACGAAGUGAACCAAAGAUUCUCGAUUGGCAUCCAAUAGUAAAUGAAGAAAAACCUAAAAAGAAAUUAGGUGCAAAAAAAACAGCUCCAUUAGUUGGAAAAGUACCAUCAUUUUAUCAACCACUUUAUUCUGGACCAUUAAAUAUACGAUCAACAUUAUCAUCAUCUCAUUCAAUCUUACGACAUAAAGGACAAAAUAAAACAUCAUUUCCUCUGACUACAAGAACAAGUUUUGAUCCAAUGUUAUGUAUUGAAGAAGAUUUGAAUAAAUUUAUUUAUACAAAUAUUCCACAAGAUUAUCCAGAGUUUAUACAUUGUUAUCUUCGACGUGAUAAAAGUGGUAUACAAAAAGGAUUUUUUCCAACAUAUUAUUUACAUAUUGAACGUCCUCAUGAUGAUAAAAAGAUUUUGCUCUUAUCUGCACGAAAAGUAGCUAAAGUAAAUCAACAAUCUGAAUAUGUAAUUACAACUGAAAUUGAAACUCUACAUGAAAAAUCAGGUGGUAAUGGAUAUGUUGGAAAGUUACGAGAAAAUAAUCUGAAAGGUACAGAAUAUACACUCUAUGAUAAUGGUACAAGUCCGAAUAAAAAGAAAAAAUCACAUUCAGAUGAUAAAAAUAGUUUACGACGUGAAUUAAUAUCUAUAAUUUAUAAUACAAAUGUUCUUGGUUUCAAAGGUCCACGACAAAUCAAUGCUGUCAUACCUCAAAUCGGCUAUGAUAUUCAGCCAACAAAAGAUGAGGAUACAAUUCUUGAUCAAUGGCGAGAUAGACGAUUUACGUAUUUAAUUCAAUUACGAAAUCGAUCACCAAAAUCAAAUGAUGGAAAAAAAGGCCAUACACUUGAAUUUAUUGGUCAACAUGAUAUUCAAACAUCCGUUAAAAAUUUUCAAAUGAUUAUAGACACUGAAAAUUUUCAAGAAGAAGUUGUUAUGCAAUUUGGCCGUGCUAAAGAUGAUACGUUUAUAUUAGAUUAUCGUUAUCCACUUUCAGCUAUUCAAGCUUUUGGUAUUGCACUCAGUGCAUUCGAUAGUCGAUUUGCACGAGAAUGA